AUGGAGAAGAUCAGAGAGAAAUUGAACAGCUUGAAGCUUGAAUCUGAGACGUGGCAAGAUAAGUGCGAGGAGUUGAAGGAGCAAGUGAAGCAGUUGGAACAAGAAAAGACUGACAAUGAGAACUUGAUCAAGUCCUUGACUACUAAGAACCAAACUUUGGAGGAGGAAGUUGAGAAUCUAGAGGCUCAGGUGACUGAACACAAGCAAUUGGCUGAAGAUUCUACCAACUUGAAGUCUCACAACGAGAGUUUCAGCAAGAAGAACCAGCAAUUGGAGGAGGAGUUGGAAGAGAGCGAUGCUAAGUUGAAGGAGACUACUGAGAAGUUGAGAGAGGCCGACUUGAAGGUUGAGCAAUUGGAGAGAAAGGUUACUUCUUUGGAACAAGAGAGAGACGAUUUGGAGAAGAAGUACGACGAUUUGCAAAGCAAGUACGAAGCAGCUAAGGCUGAGUUGGACGAAAUCUCUGCUUCUUUGGAAAAUUUAUGA
Kluyveromyces marxianus DMKU3-1042 is the source of this 486-nucleotide messenger RNA. RefSeq names its product tropomyosin (gene TPM2). Gene Ontology annotation, biological process: mitotic cytokinesis; actin filament organization. The transcript has 2 exons. The coding region runs from base 1 to 486 and encodes 161 amino acids. Gene Ontology annotation, molecular function: actin filament binding. Gene Ontology annotation, cellular component: actomyosin contractile ring; actin filament. The record is from RefSeq and is a predicted model, not a curated record. NCBI's taxonomy places the organism in Eukaryota, Fungi, Ascomycota, Saccharomycetes, Saccharomycetales, Saccharomycetaceae.